Messenger RNA from Aspergillus alliaceus, 2310 nucleotides. RefSeq names its product S53 family peptidase. Lineage: Eukaryota; Fungi; Ascomycota; Eurotiomycetes; Eurotiales; Aspergillaceae. The record is from RefSeq and is a predicted model, not a curated record. Gene Ontology annotation, biological process: proteolysis. Bases 418 to 2229 code for a protein of 603 amino acids. The transcript is spliced from 4 exons. Gene Ontology annotation, molecular function: serine-type endopeptidase activity; tripeptidyl-peptidase activity.
UCGUAUUCUCGCAGACCACUCGAAAAUGCAGGCCCUUAGAAACAUGCCCUGUCUGUUAGACCGGCGGUGAUAUCACAGUCAUCAUCGUCUUGGCCAAGCCUUCUGAUAAGCCAGGACGGCCAAUUUCUCCCUCACACCAUGUAACUGUAAGUUCCUUUCCUGGUUGGAUCCCACAGGGUCCAUCCAAUCAAGCGGCUUCACUCGAGAGGGUCCCGACGGACGUCCGAUGCAUUGAUUGCUCAAUGGUAUGCAUACAGCUGCCCAUCGCUCCGACCCCAAUAAUCGAUAAGAAUCACGCGAUGAGUCGUCGUCGAGUGGCGGAGAUAAAUACUCUCCGCAUUCCUGCUUGAGCUCCUCUCCUUUCCCCCCUUCAGCAACCCUUGUCCGCCGUUGAGCCCAGGGGAGAGACAAUUCACCAUGUGGUCAUCCCUCCUCAGCCGCCCAGCGCUCUCGCUGGCGGUGCUUUCACUGCUCAGCUCCUCUGCUGCAGGAGAGGUUUUCGAGAAGCUGUCUGCCGUACCAAAGGGCUGGCACUACUCGAACACCCCCAGUGGUGACACUCCCAUUGCCCUGAAGAUCGCGCUGCAGCAGCAUGAUGUCGCUGGCUUCGAAAAGGCCCUCCUGGAGAUGUCCGAUCCGGACCACCCGAGCUACGGCAAGCACUUCAAGACCCAUGAUGAGAUGAAGCGCAUGCUUCUCCCCACCGAUACCGCCGUUGACGCCGUUCGCGAGUGGCUUGGGUCCGCCGGAAUCUCCGACGUUGACCAGGAUGCCGACUGGAUCAACUUCCGCACCACAGUUGACAAGGCCAAUGCGCUCUUGGAUGCCGACUUUAAGUGGUAUGUCAGCCAGGCGAAGCCCAUCCGUCGCCUCAGAACACUGCAGUACUCCAUCCCCGACUCGGUGGCUUCCCAUGUCAAUGUGAUCCAACCUACCACCCGCUUUGGCAAGAUUAGCCCCAACGGCGCUAUCCUCCACAGUAAGCCUUCUCAGAUCGAUGAGACCGCCCUCACUUCGGCGAUCCUUUCGAAGGACAGCUCGCACUGUGAUAGCGUUAUCACUCCCACCUGUCUGAAGGAGCUUUAUAACAUCGGUGACUACAAGCCCGAUCCCCGCAAAGGAAGCAAGAUCGCCUUCGCCAGCUAUCUGGAGGAGUAUGCACGGUAUAGUGACUUGGCCAAGUUCGAGAAGAACAUUGCUCCCUGGGCUAGUGGCUUGAACUUCUCUGUCACUCUGUACAACGGCGGUCUCAAUGACCAGAACGCCGCGAGCGACAGUGGCGAGGCCAACUUGGACCUGCAGUAUAUUGUUGGUAUCAGCGCCCCGUUGCCCGUCACCGAAUUCAGCACUGGCGGCCGCGGUCCCCUUAUUCCGGAUCUGACCCAGCCGGAUCCCAACAAGAGCAGCAACGAGCCGUACCUCGAGUUCUUCCAGAAUGUUCUGAAGCUCAACGAUAAGGACCUCCCCCAGGUCAUCUCCACCUCCUACGGCGAGAACGAACAGGAAAUCCCUGAGAAGUACGCUCGCACCGUCUGCAACCUCAUCGCCCAGCUCGGUAGCCGUGGUGUGUCCGUUCUCUUCUCGUCCGGUGACUCCGGUGUUGGCGCCGGUUGCAUGACCAACGACGGCAAGAACACCACUCACUUCCCUCCCCAGUUCCCCGCCUCCUGCCCAUGGGUCACCUCCGUUGGUGCCACCUACAAGACCAACCCUGAGGUUGCUGUCUACUUCUCUUCGGGCGGUUUCUCCGACUACUGGGGCCGCCCCGAGUGGCAGGAUGAGGCCGUCAGCAGCUUCCUUGAGGCCAACGGUGACAAGUGGGACGGUCUGUACAACGCCUCCGGCCGUGCCUUCCCCGACGUCUCGGCCCAGGGUGUGAACUACGCUGUCUACGACAAGGGUGUGUUGGGCCAGUUCGACGGCACUUCCGCCUCCGCCCCAACCUUCAGCGGCAUCGUGGCUCUUCUGAACGAUGCCCGUCUCCGCGCUGGCAAGCCAACCCUCGGUUUCUUGAAUCCCUGGCUUUACAAGGCUGGCCGUGACGGCCUGAACGACAUCGUCCACGGAGGUAGCAAAGGCUGUGAUGGCCACUCUCGCUUCGGCGGCGCCCCUGAUGGCGGUCCUGUUAUCCCCUUCGCUAGCUGGAACGCUACCAAGGGCUGGGAUCCCGUCACUGGUCUCGGAACACCUGACUUUGGCAAGCUCGUUAAGCUUGCUGUGGGCAAUUAAGUGAUGGGGUGUAUAUUCUACAGAUACCAAUGAUAUAUAUGAUGUACGUUACUUACAAUUCGGCGUAGCAUGUCAUGUGUC